Cynoglossus semilaevis (tongue sole) is the source of this 981-nucleotide messenger RNA. It is a transcript of the gene lyplal1, whose product is annotated as lysophospholipase like 1. Gene Ontology annotation, biological process: protein depalmitoylation. Bases 44 to 751 code for a protein of 235 amino acids. The transcript is spliced from 5 exons. Gene Ontology annotation, cellular component: cytoplasm. Lineage: Eukaryota; Metazoa; Chordata; Actinopteri; Pleuronectiformes; Cynoglossidae. Gene Ontology annotation, molecular function: palmitoyl-(protein) hydrolase activity; carboxylic ester hydrolase activity. The record is from RefSeq and is a predicted model, not a curated record.
UGCGAUCUCGUUGAGGUCACUGCGUGAUUUCCCUUCAACUGUCAUGGCUGCCACCAGGAGGCUGCAGAUAUGUGCAGUGUCUCCGACAGGAAAACACACAGCGUCGGUAAUCUUUCUGCAUGGCUCAGGUGACACUGGACAAGGACUCAGAGCCUGGGUUCGAGAGGUUCUGGUGCCAGAUCUGGCCUUCAACCAAAUCAGAGUCAUUUACCCAACAGCUCCAGCCAGGCCUUAUACACCAAUGAGAGGGGCUCCAUCUACAGUCUGGUUUGACCGUCGCAGGAUCUCACCAGACUCUCCAGAACACCUUGAGUCCAUAGACUCCAUGUGCUCCACUUUAGGGUCCAUUAUUACUGAUGAGGUCCAGGCUGGGAUUCCUAAAAACCGGAUUCUCAUUGGUGGGUUUUCGAUGGGCGGAGCCAUGGCACUUCACCUGGCAUGUCGGUAUCACCCUGAUGUGGGAGGAGUUUUUGCCCUGUCCAGUUUUCUUAACAAGGGCUCUGUUGCUUUUCAGGCUGUGGAGAACAGGCUUAAAGAGGGACUGUCCCUCCCUGAGUUGUUCCAGUGUCAUGGCACCAGCGAUGAGCUGGUGCUUCAUCAGUGGGGAGAAGAUACAUCAGAGCUUCUGAAGAAGGCUGGAAUGAGGACGGCCUUCCACUCCUUCUCUGGCCUGUAUCACCAGCUCUCCAAGUCUGAAAUGGAGCUCCUGAGAAACUGGAUUCUCAAAAAACUCCCUCCUGAUUCUCCCUAAUGUUUAAGUAACAGAUGUACAGUAUAUUUUCUAUUUAUGUAUACAUAUGUGUGUGGACCAUAUAUGACCAUGUAUCAUUUUACUGGUGAUGACAUUCCUCAUUAUAAUUAUAUUAAACUCAAAUAUCCACAAACAUUGAUAUUGGGACUCAGAUGGGUAAUAGGUGAUUAAGUGACCAACCAUUUGUUCAGGAGACCUGUAAAUAAAAAGGAAAGAUACCCCGAAAGGAA